AUGUCCAGCCAACCGACUAAUGGCGUCGGGAGCGAUGCGGUCCUUUCAGAAAUCCUAUCGACUCUCAAGCGUAUGCAAGUUGAUCAUGCCAGCCUAGCUGCCAACGUGGAAUCGCUGUCUUCAAGGGUCGAGACGCAAUCAACUCUUUCUGCUCUCCGCAGUCAGCCCAGAGGCAGCGUUAGAGACUCGCCAUCGCUGGAUCCCAUGGAGCUUGGCAAAGCGGCCUCUUCACCGUCAACAGAUUCGCCCUUCAGCUCGUCGAAACCACCACCAUCACCUACAGCUCGACGUUCCAGCGUGACGUCGCGGAUCAUAUUGACUACGUAUCCUGGGCAGUCUGGCAUAGAUCCGAUACCACUCGAUUGGGGAAACUCUGAUCCUGCCAAGCGUGGCCCCGUCAUUGUAUCUCGACUACAGCACACCAUCCGGAGACGCAAUGCCAUCGGUGCGCAUGGCGGCUCCUACUCCAUAUACAAUGCGUUGGCCGUGGCUUCCAACAACUUGGAUCUGGAGCACAAGCCGGACUUCACGAAUACUGAGCCGGCAGCCAACAUCGGGCCCUUUCCUGCCUGGGGUUCGAAGUCGAAAAUCGUUGCAAUGGAUCCUUACGGGCAUCUGGCUCCGUGGCUGUACAAGGAUCUGAUGCUCGGGCAGAACAUCGACAUUCGGCCUACCAUUGCUGUCACCAAAGCUCAUAUGAAGAUUCCUGAGCUCGAGCAGUCCGUGCAGGCAGGUCGAUUGAAGCCCGACGGCAAGAUCUGUAUCAACGCUCAGGGAGAGUUGGCGGUGACCAAAUUUGCUGUUGAGCCUGUAUGGUAUCUGCCGGGGGUGGCUGACAGAUUUGGCAUUGAUGAGGCCUCCCUCAGAAGAGCCUUAUUUGAAUAUACUGGAGGAUCCUUCCCUGAGCUCAUUACACGACCAGACAUCAAGAUCUUCCUCCCUCCAAUUGGUGGUCUUACAGUAUACUGCUUCGGAGAUCCUGCGAAAAUGUCUGAUCCCAACGUCAAAUUGGCACUGCGCGUUCAUGAUGAGUGCAAUGGUUCUGACGUUUUCGGAUCUGAUAUUUGCACAUGUCGACCGUAUCUCAUCUUUGGAAUCGAGGAGGCUGUGAAGGAAGCACAGAACGGCGGAUCUGGCGUCGUGAUAUACUUCCGCAAGGAAGGGAGAGCACUUGGUGAGGUGACCAAGUAUCUCGUAUACAAUGCCCGCAAGCGAGGUCUGGACAAGGCAUCAGAAUACUUCCAGCGGACCGAGAACAUUGCGGGAGUUAAAGACAUGCGGUUCCAGGCGCUCAUGCCUGAUAUCUUGCAUUGGCUGGGCAUAACGAAGAUUGACAGAAUGCUUUCGAUGUCGAACAUGAAGCAUGAUGCUAUUGUGCAACAGGGAAUACCUAUACAUGAGCGGGUGCUAUCCCAGAUGAGAUGA
Molecule: messenger RNA, 1425 nt
Organism: Cyphellophora attinorum
Lineage: Eukaryota; Fungi; Ascomycota; Eurotiomycetes; Chaetothyriales; Cyphellophoraceae
Product: putative GTP cyclohydrolase URC1
Exons: 2
Coding region: 1-1425 (474 amino acids)
Biological process (GO): riboflavin biosynthetic process
Molecular function (GO): GTP cyclohydrolase II activity
Source: RefSeq, a predicted model, not a curated record